ACAACCCUGUGCGAAACAAUGUUAUCAUCAUCGGUUCGGGUCCAUACUGAAAGUUGUUGACAGAAACACCGAUUAGGAUAAAUCCGAACCCUAACAUAAACUUAGCUCCGUUCGCCGCCGUCGCACAGCACAAUCGCGCUUGCGUUCGUUCGUUCUACGUGAUCUAAAUGUAUAACGGAAUAGGGUUACAGACCCCAAGAGGCUCGGGUACCAAUGGUUACAUUCAGAGCAACAAGUUCUUCGUGAGGCCCAAGACUACCAAGGUUUCUGACAACACCAAAGGAUUUGAGGCAGAUCAGGGAACUGCUGGUGUUACCAGGAAGCCCAACAAAGAGAUCCUCGACCAUGAUCGCAAGCGUCAGAUUCAACUCAAGCUCGUCAUCCUCGAAGACAAGCUCACCGAUCAGGGUUACACUGACUCUGAGAUUGCCGAGAAACUUGAGGAGGCUCGGGCGAACCUGGAAGCCGCCGCUGCUGCUGAGGACGAAACUGAUGGAGGAUCCAAUUCGGAUAAAAAGAUUUCUGAUACACAGACUCACCAAAUUGCUGCUAGAAAGGAAAAGCAGAUGGAGACAUUGAAAGCUGCUCUUGGCAUAGUUUCAGCUGAAGUCCAGGAAGAUGGGAUUGAUGAUGGGCCAGGAAAUGAUGGAAAAGUUGGUGCUAAUGCAGAGGGGAAACAUAAUUUGAAAUCUGAACAUUCCUUUUUGGAUAGAGAUUUCAGUUUGAAAAAACAAAUAGUUGAAGUUCAAAAAGAUGAAAAUGCUAAGAAGGGUCUUAAAGACUCAAGACACCACAAGAAGGGUGAAGCUCGCAAAAGAAAGUAUGAGGAUGAUUCAUCUGAUUCAGACAGCAGUAGAGAUAAUGAGAAGGGACCUAGAAGGAAGCACGAUAGGGAGAAUACGGACAGCAGUGAUGAAUCAGAUUCUGAUAGUGAUGCUAAGAGGAAGGUCAAGAAGGAAAAGAAGAGGAAGGCACCAAAGCAUCGCAAGAAAGGCAGGGUGGAGGACAGUGAUGAUACUGACUCUACUUCUGAUUCUGAUGACCGUAAUGCUGCAAGGAGAACUAACAAAAAAUCAGGAAAGAGGCAUGUUUCUGAUUAUCAUGAAGGCUCCCCCAUGCAUAGGCCUAAAGAAGGGAAGCAACACAAGCAGACGAGUAAACGUCGGGGUUCUGAAGAGGGGUCUGAUGUUGACAGUGAGGAAAAAAAGAGUGGAAGACUUGAGAAGCAGAAGAUGAAGGGGCGUGUUUCAAAUGAUGAGGACUCUGACAGAGAUGGUGUUAGGCGUGUUUCAGGACAAGAUAGAUAUGUUCAAAAGGUGUCACGCUCUUCCUCUUAUGAGAGUAGCAGUGACAAUGAUUCAGACAGCAUUUCUAGUGACCACAGUUAUGGAAGAGCUAGAAAAAGUGGGACUGUGGCAAAGAAAGGUGGACCUAGGGAGGAAGUAAAGGGCAGAGGUGAUGUUGUGGAGAAAGGGAAAAGUCAUGCUAAGGUUGAUGGAUUGGAUUCUUUAAGAAAAUCAUAUGGUAGAGAAUUUACGGAUGGAUCAAAUACUAGAAGUCGAGCAAUGGCACAGGCCAACAAGAAGAUUAAUGAAGAUAGAGAUACGGAGCCUGACACAUUUGCUAAGCAGGAUGGGCAUGAUAGGAAGCUUGGAAAAACUGAGUCUGAAUCAAAAUCUAGAAUGUAUCAAAACAAAAGUCGAGAAAGGGAUGGUUAUUCUAAAUCAGCUAAACUUGGAGGGUUUGAUUAUGAGUCUUCUGAGCAGAGAGGCAGAAAUUAUAACAGGGAUGGUGAGGAUCGGGAAGCAAGAAGGCAUGGAAGAAAUGAUAAUGAUCUUAGAGAGCAGGAGCAGGAGCAUAGAAAGGAUAAGGAUGACCAUGGAGAAAGAAAGCGUGGAGGAAAUGAAGAUCAUACAGGAAGGAAGCACUUGAGGGGAGAGAUUGAUCAUGGAGAAAGAAAGCACUCAAGGGACGUGGAUGAUUCUAGAGAAGGAAAGCUCAAAAAGGAGGAAGAUGGCCUUGGGGAGAGAAAGCGUGGAAGAGAUGAAGCUGAUCCUAGAGAAGGAAAGCUAAAAAGGGAUGAAGAUGGCCUUGGGGAGAGAAAGCGUGGAAGAGAUGAAGACGAUCCUAGAGAAGGAAAACUAAAAAGAGAUGAAGAUGGCCAUGGAGAGAGAAAGCAUGGAAGAGAUGAAGAUGACCAUGUAGGAAGAAAGCAAUCAAGGUAUGCAGAUGAUCCUAGAGAAGGAAAGCUCAGAAGGGAUGAAGAUGGCCAUGGAGAGAGAAAGCAUGGAAGAGAUGAAGAUGAUCAUGUAGGAAGAAAGCACUUUAGGGAUGAGGAUGAUCAUGGUGAAAGAAAGCAUGAGAGGGAUGAGGGUGAUAAUAGAGAAGUAAAAUACAGAAGGUAUGAGGAUGGCCUUGGAGAAAGAAAGAACUCAAGGGAUGAGGAUGGCCAUGGAGAGAGAAAGAAACUAAAGGAUGGGGAUGGUCAUUGGGAAAGACAACGCAGAAGGGAUGAUGAUUAUCAUGCAGAAAGAAAGCCUAGAAGGGAUGGUGAUUAUCAUGGACAUGGAGAGAGAAAGCAGCACAGUAGGGAUGAUGAUGGCCGUGGAGAAAGAAAGCACAAAAGCUAGUGCUGGAGGAAGAGCAGGGUAGCCAUGGUGAUUACUCCAAAAGAGCCAUGAUUCACGUUUGAGAGCUAUGAAAGUGACUCCUGAACUUGGACCAGGCAUUUAGAAUGGUUAUUUACUACUUUAAUCUCUGAAUACUUUUAUAAAGCGUGUAAUAUGUUAAUGUUUGCUUAGAUUUGAAGUUGAGUUGUGACUGUAAUUUUGCGUUUUUAUAAGAAAAGUCUAGACGUAUGUUUGCUAGACUGGAAACAUUGGAGUUGCUAUUUCCAUGAAUGACAGAAUCCUUUUCUUGUGCA
This is a messenger RNA of Lotus japonicus, 2923 nucleotides long. RefSeq lists its product as uncharacterized. The transcript is spliced from 3 exons. NCBI's taxonomy places the organism in Eukaryota, Viridiplantae, Streptophyta, Magnoliopsida, Fabales, Fabaceae. The record is from RefSeq and is a predicted model, not a curated record. Bases 168 to 2630 code for a protein of 820 amino acids.